AUGUUUAUACAUAACAAAAAAAAUUCAGACGAUUGUAUUUUUUGUCGUAUUACAGGAACCUUAAUAUUCGGAAGUGUAUCUUCUUAUUCUUUUUUAAAAUUUUUACAAGCAGAAAAAAAAAGUGGUGAUAAAAAAUUUUUUGGUUUUAUAUCUCUUUGUUUUAGCUUUUUAGCUUUAUAUAGAGCAAUAACUCCAGCGAAAUCUCUUUUAAAUAAAGUAGAUGAAAAUGUUAAAUAA
Messenger RNA from Plasmodium relictum, 237 nucleotides. RefSeq names its product conserved Plasmodium protein, unknown function. The record is from RefSeq and is a predicted model, not a curated record. NCBI's taxonomy places the organism in Eukaryota, Apicomplexa, Aconoidasida, Haemosporida, Plasmodiidae. The coding region runs from base 1 to 237 and encodes 78 amino acids. The transcript has a single exon.